Molecule: messenger RNA, 3717 nt
Organism: Grammomys surdaster
Lineage: Eukaryota; Metazoa; Chordata; Mammalia; Rodentia; Muridae
Gene: Ptcd3
Product: pentatricopeptide repeat domain 3
Exons: 24
Coding region: 6-2060 (684 amino acids)
Biological process (GO): mitochondrial translation
Cellular component (GO): mitochondrion
Molecular function (GO): rRNA binding; ribosomal small subunit binding; protein binding
Source: RefSeq, a predicted model, not a curated record
UGAAGAUGGCGGCAGCGGCGGCCACUCGCCGUUUGCCGUUUCGCAGCGGGUUAGUCCUGCUGCAGACCAUUCGGGGGGCGGGUGUGUGUGAACCGAAGUUCUGUUGCAGAUUUUAUCCUGCAAGUGAGUCCCUCCCAAAGGUUGAAGGAACAGAUAUAACAGGGAUUGAAGAAAUAGUCAUUCCAAAAAAGAAAACAUGGGAAAAAGUGGCUGUUCUUCAGGCACUUGCAUCCACAGUAAACAGGGAUCCUACAGCUGUGCCUUAUGUAUUUCAAGAUGACCCUUUCCUCAUUCCAACCUCUACUAUGGAGUCUCGUUCAUUUUUAUUGGCAAAGAAGUCUGGAGAGACUGCAGCGAAAUUUAUUAUUAAUUCACAUCCCAAAUAUUUCCAAAAGGAUAUAGCUGAGCCUCAUAUACCGUGCUUAAUGCCCGAGUACUUUGAACCUCAGAUUGAAGAUGUAAGUGAAGCUGCCCUGAAGGAACGAAUCAAACUCAAAAAAGUCAAAGCUUCUGUGGACAUUUUUGACCAGCUCUUGCAAGCAGGAACCACAGUCUCUCUUGAAACAACUAAUAGUCUUUUGGAUUUAUUGUGUUACUAUGGUGACCAAGAGCCCCCAGCUGACUAUCCUUUUCAACAAACUGAACAUUUGGAAAACUUGGAAGAGGCUACAGAGGAAAAUAAUCAAACAUCCGAGAUGGAGUCUGGUCCUUGGAAAGCACAAAACAAUGCUGAGAGAAUCUUUGCUCUAAUGCCAGAGAAGAAUGCGCACUCCUACUGUACAAUGAUCCGUGGGAUGGUGAAGCACCGAGCUUAUGCACAGGCGUUGAACUUGUACACCGAGUUAUUAAAUAACAGACUUAGUGCUGAUGUAUACACCUUUAAUGCAUUGAUUGAAGCAAAAACAUUCAUACUCAGUGAGAAAUUUGAGGAGAAAUGGAAUGAUAUACUGGAUCUACUGAAACAUAUGGUUGCCCAGAAGGUGAAACCAAACCUGCAGACUUUUAAUACAAUUUUGAAGUAUCUCCCGAAAUUUCACUCACUUGCAAAGUUACCGGCCAUGCAGAUAUUACGUGAAAUGAAACAUAUUGGAAUAGAACCCUCACUUGCAACAUACCGUCAUAUUAUUAACAUCUUUUAUCCAAGAGGUAGCUCUAUAAAAAUGCCAUCCCUCAUCAUCUAUGACAUCAUGAAUGAAUUAGAGGGAAGAACAUUUUCUCCACAGGACCUUGAUGAUGAUAAAUUUUUUCAGUUAGCCAUGAUUGUGUGUUCUUCUCUCAGAGAUUUAGAGCUUGCUUACCAAGUACAUGGUCUUUUAAACACGGGGGACAACCGGAAACUGAUCGGACAUGAUAUUCAACGUAAAAUCUAUUAUUCGAAGUUUUUCAGUUUGAUUUGUUCACUGGAACAAAUUGAUGUCACCUUGAAGUGGUAUAAGGACCUAAUACCUUCAGUGUUCCUUCCCAACUUCCAAAUAUUCAUAGGUCUUCUUCAAGCAUUGGAUGUGGCCAAUAGGCUAGAAAUGGUUCCUCAGAUUUGGAAAGAUUGUAAAGAAUAUGGCCAUACUUUCCAAGAUGCCCUAAGAAAAGAAGUCUUGAUGCUCAUGGCAAGGGAUAAACACUCACCAGAGCUUCAGGUUGCAUUUGCUGACUGUGCUGCUGAUAUCAAAUCCACAUAUGAAAACCAGGAUGCCCGGCAGACUGCUCUUGAUUGGCCAGACAACCCUUUACAAUAUAUAGCUGUCCUUUUUUUAAGAGGUGGCAGAACCCAGGAAGCCUGGAAAAUGUUGGCACUCUUCAAAAAGCAUAAUAAGAUUCCCAGAAAUGAAUUGCUGGAGGAAUUUAUGGACACAGCCAAAGCAUCCAGUAGCACUGCUCUGGCCAUAGAGGUUGUAAAGCUGGCAAGUGCCUUCAGCUUACCUGUUAGUGAGAGCCUUGCCCAAAGAGUAAUGAUGGAUUUCACAGUUGACCCAGAACAAAGAGAAGCCCUGGGGAACCUCACUGUACUGAACAGUAGCGAUGGAGAAAGCAGCAGUGACAGUGACAUCAAUGAAGACAAAUGAAAGGGAGAGGUGGCUCACAAUAGCUGCUGGAAUGUUAGAAGUGGUAAAAUAAACAGAUACAGGGCUGGGGUCUAAUAGAAGCCCUGUGGUGCCAUACUGGCCUAAACACAAGACCCUGGGUGGGUUCAUAUGCACUACCAUAGAGAUGCAUAUCUGGCCAGUUUUUUGCCAAGACAGCAACAAGCACUGUUAAGUCUGACUUUUGGAGGAGAAGAAAUCCCACAUAAAUACAGUGUCUGCAGACCUCAUUCCUACUGUGCCCAUCAUGUUAGAACCCACAGGCCUUUGCUGCCUACUUGCUCUGGGAUAUGUGGUCCUUUGGCCUAGAAACAAGAGUUUAAACUGGUUUUCAUGAAGACAUGUAAUUCCUGUUGAGUGUCCCAGUUUGGGGAGUACUUAAAAAGACGGAUGGAUGGUCUUAAAACUGAUUAAAUCAGAAGCAAGCUACUAGUUUAGGCUGCCCAAAUGAUAAAAUCAUUAAAUAAAGCAAUUAAGUGAGUUUUUAAAAAUCUAGUAUAGUAUUUGAUUCUUGUGUUCCUAUGCAUAUGGAGGCCAGAGGACAAUGUUAUUUCUUCAGACAGGCCUGGAGACUGCAGGUUCAGUUAGACUGGUUAGGCGGCUCUGGGGAUCCGCCUAACUUUCAUACAUAAACAGCCAAGGAAUCUGAACUGAGGUCGGUCCUCCUACCCACAUGGCAAAUAACUUUAUUAAGGAAAGUAUCUCCCUAGUCCCAGACUUUUGUCAUCUUCUAACUAGAAUACCCACAAAUUUUAGGGAUGAAUUGUACAGCUCUUGAAAUAGAAUACCCAAGAAUGUUGAAGGGAUAAGAGUGGUACAGCUCUUGCCUGUACAUUGACAUGAGGUCCUCUAUUUCCUCUACAUUGCCACACCAUUUUGGUCUGUGUGGGCACUUUAUAAGUAGGUAUUUAAAGAGAUAUAGAGGGCUAGUAAUGACAAAAGGAUAUGAAAUGAUAUGACAAUGUAUUGCUGCUGAGCAACUUGGUCUGUUUCUUGUAAAAUGAUAUUAGUGGAACCUGAGUUACAAAUUUGAGGUUUGCAGGGUUACAUUCAUGAGUGCUUCUGUCACUGACCCAUAUACUCCUCCCAGGUUUUACGUUGAGGAACAGUUUUCUCUGCCUUGCCUGCAUCCAUGGUUACAGAUAUGUUUGGUAUUUUGUAUCUAUUCUCAGCCUAGGGCCCAGUCUUCAUCUUCAUAAACCUUGACACUCUUGUCCUACUCACCUAGAAAACAGGAUCUUAAGGCAUCAGAGUGACGUGGGGUUGAGGGGUGGGUAGAAUGCCAGUUGAUUAAUUACCUGCAAAGCAAUUUUGGUAAAGGACAUAGGGCAAAUUAGGAGAAGAUGGCUGCCAGGAAGGCUAUCGCCUCUGCCCAUUGACAUCUGUACCUGUGAGUGGCAGUGCCCUUGCCAUUGUGGCAUUUCUGGUAUGCCUCUUCCCAUCCAGGACUUAACUGAACAUUGGUUUGAAGCCAGCUGAAGAAAAUCCCUGACAUGAAUGGACAUGUAACUUAACAUCUUAGCAAACCAUUACUGAGCCAUGUACUCAACUGAGAAUGAUUAAGGCCUACCUAUAUAAUGUCUGCUGUUUGUGUCAUCUCCAAUAUUAAUAAAUCAUACAUUUUCUGUGCCAAAUUUAA